Archocentrus centrarchus (flier cichlid) is the source of this 1534-nucleotide messenger RNA. It is a transcript of the gene allc, whose product is annotated as allantoicase. The transcript is spliced from 11 exons. The record is from RefSeq and is a predicted model, not a curated record. Gene Ontology annotation, molecular function: allantoicase activity. Gene Ontology annotation, biological process: allantoin catabolic process. Lineage: Eukaryota; Metazoa; Chordata; Actinopteri; Cichliformes; Cichlidae. The coding region runs from base 85 to 1284 and encodes 399 amino acids.
GGACGCUGAACUUUGCUGUGUGAGCGGGUCUCUGCUUCAAGCUUUGCGUUUACGUCUCAGCGGAAACUUCAGGAAAGUGUCAGCAUGGCAGAGAGGAGGACGGCGGGAAAGGAGGCUGCAGAGCCCGACUUCCUGCAGUUCAAUGAUCUGGUCUGUGAGACGGUUGGAGGGAAGGUCAUUUUUGCCACAGAUGAAUGGUUUGCCCCGGCCAAAAACCUGCUGAAGAGAGAGCCGCCACAGUUCAUUGCAUCAGCCUUCACCGAGUUUGGAAAGUGGAUGGACGGAUGGGAGACGAGGAGGAAGAGAACACCUGGUCAUGAUUGGUGCAUCAUCCAGCUGGGAGUCCCAGGUCUGAUCUAUGGUUUGGAUGUCGACACGUCCUUCUUCACAGGAAACCACUCGCCUUAUGUUUCCAUCCAGGCCAGCUGUCUGGACCAGGUCCCCCCUUUCACCCCGGAAGGAGAUCGUACCGGCAUGGCUGCCUCUGAUGGUCAGAUGGCUGCUGUUGCCAAGCUGGGCUCGGAGGCGUGGCCAGAGCUGGUGAGUGUGUCAGAGCUGCAGCCUGGAUACUCAGACUGCUGCCAUAACUACUUCAUAGUCAGCUUCAACAGGAGAGUGACACACCUGCGCCUCAACAUGUACCCAGAUGGAGGAAUAGCCAGACUGCGGGUGUAUGGUGUCGGGCAGAGGGAUUGGUUAUGUGUUUCCAUCAACCAGGACGUCGACCUGGUGGCUCUGACCAAUGGGGGAGUCUGCCUCGGCUACAGUGACGCCCACUUUGGGCAUCCACGCAACAUGAUUGGUCUUGGUCGAGCUGCCAACAUGGCUGAUGGAUGGGAAACAGCCCGCAGACUGGACCGACCCAGAAAACUGCAGGCAGACCAGCGUGGGAUCCUGCAGGUUCCCGGCUGGGAGUGGGCGGUGUUUCGCCUCGGUCAUCCCGGACUGAUCAGCAGCGUUGAGGUCGACACCAACCACUUCAAAGGCAACUUCCCAGACUCCUGCAGGAUCGAGGCGUGCACUUUGACUCCUGAACAGGAAGCUCAGUGCAUCAGGAACAGGUGGAAUUCUGGGAAAUGGCAGGUCCUACUUCCCCCUCAGAAGCUCCAGCCCCAUCACAGGCAUCACUACGGCAAGGCGGAGCUAAAGCUGAGUCAUCCUGUCACCCACAUCCGUCUCAUCAUCGCUCCGGAUGGAGGAGUCAGCCGCCUCCGACUGUGGGGGCGACCCACGCCGAUCACUGCAGCUCUGGCCAAUCAGAGGAGUCCAGCAUCCAAACUGUGACAUAAAACUAUUAUACACUAAUUAUUAAACAGCACUAGCUGCUAGCUGAUGGACCAACAACCAGUGUUUAGAGUCAGCGCAGGGUUGCUGUGUUUCACUGUUUUAUCAGCGUUUCUUCCAAAGAGAGGACCAGUGCUUGAUUUGAUGUUAUGAUACUGCGAUUUAUGCUCAUCCAGUGGAAGCUCUCAAAGGCAGCGGCAGUUUUUAUUCUGCAUACAAUAAAUGAUUUUUCAGUGUUUUAGUGAUUAUU